UGGAACCUGGUUCUAAAGAACUGCAAAAGUUUAAAAGACAACUUAAAUUGAACGAUUUGACCUCUAUUCUAAUUAAAAACUCGUGUAGUUAAAUUCGUUUAUUGAUAAAGUUAAAAUGAUAAUUCGUACAAAUAAAAUUAUGAAUUUGUAAAGCUUAUAUCAUGAAUUUAUAUAGUUAAAACCAUGAAUUCAAGCUGUAAAUAAAUUUAUGAAGUUAAAUUUCCUUACAAGUCUUUCGUAUUAAAAUUUUAUGAAUAUGUGCAAAUUCGUUAUAUUUGUCUUACUGUUUUCUGAUAAUGGGGCUAAAACGUUGAUAUCUAUAUGCAAAAAUGUUUUGUUUGUCUUUCAUUCAUAAUCAUUUUAAUUCUUUUUAGGGAACAUCGUGUUUGUCUCUGGUCUGGCUACCUUGCUUCAGAGCACAUUGGGUGUUAGACUACCAAUAGUUCACUGUUACUUUUGUUGUACCAACUAUAGCAAUUCCUCUUUAACCGCAAUGGGAGUGUGAGUACGAAACAGCUAAGAACCAGUAUGGACCAAAUCUAAAUUUAACUCAACUUGUGUUGCCGGAAAUAGGAAGUGAAAAACACCGUGAAAUGUGGAUGUUACGGAUACGUGAAAUACAAGGAGCUAUAGUUGUGGCCUCGCUGUUCCAAGUGCUGACAGGAGUAAGUGGUAUACUAACGUACAUGUUGAAGUAUAUAGGCCCUCUUUGCAUUGUGCCAAUCAUAACAUUAACAGGUAUUUCACUUUUUCCCGCCGGGUCCAAGAUGGCGUCUGGCCAUUGGUGGAUUGCCUUACUUACAAUGUUCCUCAUUACUAUAUUUAGCCAAUAUAUGAAACGAGUUUAAAUCCCCUGUUUCUGCAUAAAAGAUAAAAUUGCAUUUUUCUCGCUGUUCCCGGUUUUGUUUGGAGUUAUGACGUCGUUUAUAGUGUGUAUAAUUUUGACGACAACAGAUGUACUUCCGGCUGAUAAAACCAAAUUGGGUUAUAUGGCACGAACUGACACAAGUAUUCAUGUACUUACUGAAGCUAAAUGGUUUCGUUUUCCUUAUCCCGGGCAGUGGGUUGUACCAAAAGUCAGCAUGGUUGGUGUAUUUGGAAUGCUCGCUGGCGUAAUAGCUGCCAUGAUCGAAUCCAUUGGUGAUUAUCACGCAUGCGCAAGACUUGCAGGUGCUCCUCCUCCGCCAUUACAUGUUGUGAUCAGAUGAGUUUUCACAGAAGGUGUUGCAUGCGUUCUUGCAGGGAUUUGGGGAUCUUGAAACGGAACUACCUCUUAUGCUGAAAACAUAGGCGUAAUUGGUAUAACAAAAGUAGGCAGUAGACGUGUAGUCCAAAUCGGCGGGCUUAUGAUGCUUGUCCUUGGUUGUUUUGGAAAGUUUUCGGCACUGUAUACUUUAAUUCCAACACCUGUAAUCGUGGGAAUAUUUAUGAUUACUUUCGGUAUGGUGACGGCUGUAGGGUUAUCAAAUCUACAGUAUAUUGAUCUUAACUCACCACGAAACCUAUUUAUUCUAGGAGUUUCUUUAUUCUUCGGUCUUAGUCUUCCAAUGUGGAUUACAGAGCAUGACGUCAUCGAUACCGGAAAUGACAUCAUAGAUCAAGUAUUAUCCGUUCUCUUGAGUACCAGUAUGUUUGUUGUUUGUGUCCUGGAACUGACGAGGAAAAGGGAAUUAACUCGUGGAGACAAACGUCGUCUUCGGUAAAGUCCGGCUCGUCACAAUCAAAUUAUGAUCUGUAUAAUUUCCCUUAUAUUCAUUCUUAUCUGGACAAAAUUAAACUAUUUAACUAUAUCCCGGUGUGUCCAAGGUUUUUAGUCAAACCUGUAAUCGUGAAAAGCUUUUCAAACGAAGAUAUGGAGUAAAAUAAGCUAUGGAGUUAGUUCUUUGUAACGUGCUUGUUUUUCCUCUUUUUUGUAAUGGUACAUGUUUUGUUUUGUAGAUUGCAAGUUUUGUUAUUAUACGGUGUAACCAUAUAGGCGGUGUAAAUGGGAGCACAUAUAAUGUAUUCACGAAGCAUACUUAUGAAUCUCUGUUCAUGGUUAAUAAAAGUGCGUAUACACCCUUGUAUAGCUAAUACCAUAGAGGUAUUAUGAAAACUGUGUAAUAGUGUCAUCUUAUUGUUGUUAUGAAUACUAAAUGUGGAAAUUGACUUUUAUUUAUAAUUUUUGGCAGCUGUAUUCUGAAUACAUUCAGUAGAGUUUAAUAAAAUGCAACCUUGACAAAUGCCUGUUUAGAUCUGCACAGUAGUAUAUACAUGCAGUUAUGCAUGCUUUUAUUAUGGUCAUUACACAAUAACUCGAAAAUACACAAAAGAACGUUAUUGAGUAUAGACAAUUUGUAUAAAAAAUGCAAAUGCUUGCAUCAUAAAAGGUAAUGGUGAUAUUUUUCUUUAUAACUCAAUAAACAUUGAAUGAUAAAUACGAGGGCUGUUCAAUAAAUACGCGGAAAAGUGUCGCUAUUUCCUUAUUUUCAAAGUUAGCUGAAUAAAACUUAUACCGUAAUAGAGACAAACAUAUUUUGAAAAUAUACAGCAAAUAUUGCCGGUCUGGCAUGAAUCAUAUGUAAACAAACGGUCGUUAUGGUAACCACAUGUAGCGAUUAC
Ruditapes philippinarum (Manila clam) is the source of this 2601-nucleotide messenger RNA. RefSeq names its product solute carrier family 23 member 2-like. Gene Ontology annotation, biological process: transmembrane transport. Gene Ontology annotation, cellular component: membrane. The transcript has a single exon. Gene Ontology annotation, molecular function: transmembrane transporter activity. Lineage: Eukaryota; Metazoa; Mollusca; Bivalvia; Venerida; Veneridae. The record is from RefSeq and is a predicted model, not a curated record.